Molecule: messenger RNA, 440 nt
Organism: Staurois parvus
Lineage: Eukaryota; Metazoa; Chordata; Amphibia; Anura; Ranidae
Source: the annotation of a GenBank genome assembly
UGAUCAGCUGUGUCCAAUCACAGCUGAUCGCAUGUGUAAACAGGGAAAUGCCGGUUAUCAGCUAUUUCUCUCCUCACGAGCUGUCACGCUCAUAGCUCCCCCAGCAGUGCCACCUGUCAAUGUCCAUCAGUGCCAGCUCUCAGUGCUCAUCCAUGCCACUGUCAGGGCCCAUCAGUGCACAUCAAUGCCACAUAACAGUGGCCUACCAGUGCGACAUCAAUGCCACAUAUCAUUGCCCAUCUGAGCUGCCUUUCAGUGUCACUCAUCCGCCAGUGCCACCUAUCAAUGCCAAUCAGUGCUGCCAAUCAGUGCCACCUAUCAGUGCCAGUCAGUGUCGCCUAUCAGUGCCAGUCAAUGUCAGUCUGUGCCACCUAUCAGUGCUGCCAAUCAGUGCCACCUAUCAGUGCCAGUCAGUGCCACCUAAACAGUGCCAGUCAGUG